AUCACUGAUUCUUAUUUGGGAACUUGUAGGCCAACACCCACACUUUCUCUCUCUACUUCUUGAUUUUCCGGCCCCUCUCUCUGCAGAGACAGCAGUCAACCACAAAGGAAAGAGAGGAGGGAGAAAGAAAGAAAAAGAAAAAGAGGCAACCCCACUACUACUCCCACUUGUUCCUUAAAAAUAAUAACCUCAAAAAUUCUUCAUAUUUGAUAUUUCUCUCUCUAGCUAGGAUUGUGUCCUCCGAUUCAUGCCAAUUGGACGAGGAUUUGGAGAUUAAAGGAAGUUUUCUGGGACCAAACCUUAAACCUACCUGUGUGUCUUUGGUUUCUGUUCUGUCCCAAGAAAAUGGAUUUUAUGGAGCCACAUAGUAACAAAAGCAGUGGUAGUGGUAAUGGUAAUGGUGCUGCUAGUAGUAAUAAUACCUCUGACCACCACAACCAUCACCACCGUCCAACCCCACCGGCGAAUCAAGAACCGCCGCCGUCUUCCCUCCAAUUGGUUCCCCACAUAAGUCAACCCGACCCGGCUGGCCCUGGGUCCGGCAAGGCCCCCGCCACUCAGCCCCGUGAUCCAUUCAUGGGCUCCAUUUCAACCCAAAAUGCUACCAACAAUACAAACUCUAAAGUGGUUGCCAAGAAACCCUCCAAGGACCGCCACACCAAGGUGGACGGUCGGGGCCGCCGGAUUCGCAUGCCGGCGUUGUGCGCCGCCCGGGUGUUUCAGCUGACGAGGGAAUUGGGUCACAAAUCCGACGGCGAGACCAUAGAGUGGCUGCUGCAGCAAGCGGAGCCGGCGAUUAUCGCCGCCACCGGAACCGGCACAAUUCCGGCCAAUUUCUCGACUCUCAACGUGCCUUUGCGCAGCAGCGGGACUACGAUUUCGGCUCCGGCCACCAAGUCCGGUCCUCUCUUUAUCCACGGCGGCGCCACCGCUAUGCUGGGGUUCCACCACCAGUUCUCCACCGCCGGGUAUGGGCACGACCCGGAUGAGAAUUUCAUGAAGAAGAGGCUAAGAGAGGACACAAGUGGCGCAACCUCACCCUCAGCCGCUAAACCGGAUAGAACCGGAGUCCAAGGGCAUGAACCGGGGGCAGACUCUAUACCCGGUUCAUCUCAACCGUCCAGCUUCAUCCCGGCUCCGGCCAUGUGGGCGGUGGCUCCCGCCGCCGGAAACGUCGGCAACACCUUCUGGAUGCUCCCUGUGAGCGGCGGCGGCGGCGCCACCACGGCCACGGUAGGAGUAGCGGCGGCGGCGGCUCAGCAAGAGCAACACCAGUUUUUGCACUACAAGGGAUCAGCAGGGCUGCAAAGGAUUGGCGGGUUCGAGUUCCCCGGUUCAGCCCGGUUCAGUCCGGUUCAGCUUGGGUCCAUGGUGCUGCAACAGCCACAGCCGGUUCAGCAGCUAGGGCUUGGUGUCUCAGAAACCAACAUGGGAAUGUUGGCCUCCAUUAAUGCAUAUAGUGGAGGUGGAAGUAGGGUUGAUUUGGGCAUGAACUUGGAACAACAACAACAACAUCAUCAUCAUCAUCAACAUCAUCAGCAUCAUCAAAACCAACCUCAAACAAGUGACAGUGGAGAUGAAAACCCCACCGCCUCCCAAUAGUUUCAAGAAUUGUUCAAACACCAGACACUAGUUCUCUCGAUUACCUAAUGGGUCGCAAAGUUAUCGGGAUUUACUCGAAUACUGUACUGGCGAGUCGGGGUGUGGGGCUGAGGGUAAGGGAAUUUCGCCUGUUGUGGGCAAGAAUUGUUCAAAAACUUCAUGCAAACUUCUAUUUUGGUUGAAUUAUUGAAGAAUUUAGUGGAAUUAGGACAAGAAUGUGGGCAUUGUGUAAAUAAUGUUGUCUCAAUCUUUUUCUACCUUUAGAGAUAAGGUUUCAAAUGUCACUAGUUGUGUUAUGAUUCCUUGUUUUUUGGUCUGUCAUUUGGCAUUUUUGGAGCUAAGGUAGCUAGCUAAGCUAGCAUGGAGCUAGAAGUGUUGGGUUUGAAAUGGAAGGUUGAGUUGAAUUGAUGGCAUGGAUAAAUGGGGCUUUUGCUUUUGCCCUUUUGGAUUCUCUUUGAAGAUAACAUAAAGAAAAAAAUCAAUCAUGUAUGCCCUCAAGUCUUGAUAAUUGAGUCAAGAUUUCUCCAAUCAAACAUGCACCCAUUGCAUGUAUGUCAAAUGUA
Molecule: messenger RNA, 2165 nt
Organism: Ipomoea triloba (trilobed morning glory)
Lineage: Eukaryota; Viridiplantae; Streptophyta; Magnoliopsida; Solanales; Convolvulaceae
Product: transcription factor TCP23
Exons: 1
Coding region: 346-1602 (418 amino acids)
Cellular component (GO): nucleus
Molecular function (GO): sequence-specific DNA binding; DNA-binding transcription factor activity
Source: RefSeq, a predicted model, not a curated record